AUGAUCUCAGCGAGUCUCCCCAGCGAGGCGCUGGCCCAGCUGGGGCAGCUCGGGCAGCUGAACCUGUACCCGCCGCCGCAGGCCGGCAUGACGCCCGAGUUCCUGGCGCCCCCGCCGCGCCCGUACGCGCGGUACGCGCCUCGAAGGCCGCGGGAUGCGAUGCCCGCGCCCCCUGCACCUUCUGCAUCACCAUUCCCUUCUGUACCCGGAGCGUACGCACCGUUCCUACCGCACCCGGCGACGUACGCGUCGUACCUGUACCGGACGCGCGCGCCGCCACAGCCGCCGCCGUCCAACUACCCAAUCAGGCCGCGCGCCACCUCUGGUUUCGUGCCACCUGCACCUGCGCCUCACUCUCCACCUGUAUCGGCACCAGCGCCGGUACCACCACCCAGAGAGGAACCUCCUACAUCCCCCGAGCGAGGUGCGCCCGUGCCCUACUUCUGCCGAGGUGCGUUGAUACGGCUGGAAGAUGGGUCGCUACGGCGAGUGGAGGAGAUGCGGACUGAAGAUUUCGUGAUGAGUGCAGACCGCAGUGGAGACCUCGCGCUCACGCAGUGCACGCUACUGCGGCUCGACGAGCGCGGCGACAGGCUCGCUCUCACUCUCACUUACGAUAGGAAUCGCUCUCAGGUCAGCAAGGUGGAGCUGGAAUCCACGGUGGAGCAUCCAUUCUUCGUGUACGGCCGCGGCUGGGCGUCGUGCAAGCCGGAGCGCACGCUGGCGCAGUACGGGCUGCGCGUGCAGAGGCUGCAGGUGGGCGACGUGUGCGUGUCGCUGGUGCCGCGGCGUCAUGCGCCCGCGUCCGCGCCUCUUACGCCACACACGCCCCACACGCCCCAUACGCCACACACGCCUCACACGCCCCACACGCCUGCCCCGCCCCCAGCGCCCCCGCAGACGCAUCCUGAAAACCUUAGCGUGAAGGAGGACGCACGCAAGCGGCGUUGGUCUGCUUCAGACGUCUGCGAGGAUAAUCCCCCUCCUCUCAAGAAACGCUGA
This is a messenger RNA of Spodoptera littoralis (African cotton leafworm), 1002 nucleotides long. The record is from the annotation of a GenBank genome assembly. Lineage: Eukaryota; Metazoa; Arthropoda; Insecta; Lepidoptera; Noctuidae.